AUGGCGCUGAGGACUGCUGGAGUGGAAGGGUUGCCGUACACCACCUCCGUGAAUGCUAGAGAAAGCAGCGGGUGUACGGACGCCGCCGCGGCGCCGGCAGCUAACAACAACCAAGGUGAGAAAGAUGAUUUAUACCAUCAGCUAUGGCUUUCAUGUGCCGGGGCGAAUGUUUACAUUUCCCGCCCCGGCGAGAAGGUUUUCUACUUUCUUCAAGGUCACAUGGAACAGGUCGAGGCAUAUGCAAACCAAGACGGUAAAUUGGAAAUGCCAAGAUACAAUUUGCCUUCCAAGAUCCUCUGCAAUGUUGUUAGUGUACAGCUAAAGGCUGAAGCUCACACAGACGAAGUGUAUGCUCGAAUUACCUUGCUUCCUGUGAUUGAGGAAGACCAGCUAAGUGUAGAGGAAGAAAAUACUCCAACCUUGCCUCGGCGAACCAGUACACGCUCCUUUAGCAAGACACUCACCCCGUCAGACACAAGCACCCAUGGUGGAUUCUCUGUUCCAAAACGAAUAGCUGAUGAGUGCUUUCCACCUCUGGACAUGUCUCAGCAACCACCGGUACAAGAUCUGGUAGCAAAGGACUUGCAGGGAUAUGAAUGGCACUUUCGCCAUGUAUAUCGAGGUCAGCCAAAGAGGCACCUGCUUACUAAUGAUUGGAGUACGUUUGUGGCUGCAAAAAGACUUGUCGCUGGGGAUGCAUGUAUCUUUGCGAGAUGAGAAAAUGGAGAACUGCGUGUUGGCAUACGCCGUGCAACCAUAACACAACACACUGCGUCAACUUCUCUUAUUUCUGGCCGUGCAACCAUACUUGCCGACGCUUUCCAUGCAGUUUCUACCGGCACCGUGUUUACUGUGUACUACCGCCCAUGGACGAGUCCUGCUGCAUUCAUACUUCCUUUUGAUCAAUACAUGGAAUCAGCCGAAAUUGACAAUUCCAUUGGAAUGAGAUUCAAAAUGCUUAAUUUGUUGUAGAAUAUUUAAUUUGUUGGGACACAUGUUUAAGUACAAAUGUGAUAUGAAUAUUUAUGUGCUAGAGAUCAUGUAAUAAUGAAUGUUC
Molecule: messenger RNA, 1057 nt
Organism: Malus domestica (apple)
Lineage: Eukaryota; Viridiplantae; Streptophyta; Magnoliopsida; Rosales; Rosaceae
Source: RefSeq, a predicted model, not a curated record